AUACUUCAGGCAAGGAUGGUUGAUGCCACCACAGCUCACCGAACAUAUUGACGACAACACUGCGUGAAAUUUAGAUUCCUUUAUGAAAACUCUCAUAAUCCAAUAAAUACCUAUCGGGACCAAUGUUUUGCUGUCCUUGUCUGAAACGUACUGAAGAUGUCGACGGAUAUAUCCAAUUUACAACAGAAAGCGGUUCUUUAUUAAGACGGAACUCCACAAGUGACAUAGAAAACUCUUCAAAAGACAAAGAAACCGGGGAUGAUUCAAACACCAGGGUCAAAGAGGACACUUCAAACGACAAAGACUUGUUAGAAGGCAUUGGUCAAGGAGAACACACGGUAACAUUUGUUGAACAUUUGGCGGACAAACUUUUUUAUGCGGGAGAAUCAGUUGUUCUUGUUUGUCAGCUUAACAAAGAUGAAUGUCAAGUCAUUUGGUCGAAGGAUGAGGAAAUCGUCACAAACACGGAAACUGUCAAAAUAAUAUCAGACAAAAGCAGACAUUUCUUAAUCAUCCCAGAAGCAGUGACAGAAAAUAGCGGGAAAUAUACUUGUACAUACAAAGAUCUGUCGACAUCAGCGUCCGUUAUAGUUUCAAGACAAGAAGUGCUUAUACGUAAACAAUUACACGUAGAUAAUGAAGGCGAUAUCAGGGAAUAUAUGAAAGUUUCACUCAGUUGCGAUAUAAACAUACCAGAAAAAACACCAAGAUGGUUCCAUAACAGCAAAGAGAUCGAGAAAAAUAAUGAGAGGGUAACUUUCGACUCGUCAGACUGUAAACAUAAGUUAAUCAUUAACAAUAUUGAGCUUGAGGACAAGGGAGAAUAUAUGGUAGUGUUUGACAGGGUGACAUCAAAAACAUCAAUAACAGUUACAGAACAAGAAGUGCUUAUACGCAAACAAUUACACGUAGAUAAUGAAGGCGAUAUCAGGGAAUAUAUGAAAGUUUCACUCAGUUGCGAUAUAAACAUACCAGGAAAAACACCAAGAUGGUUCCAUAACAGCAAAGAGAUCGAGAAAAAUAAUGAGAGGGUAACUUUCGACUCUUCAGACUGUAAACAUAAGUUAAUCAUUCACAAUGUUGAGCUUGAGGACAAGGGAGAAUAUAUGGUUAUUUUUGACAGGGUGACAUCACAAACUUCAAUAACAGUUACAGGUUGUACAGAUAUAACAAUAAAGCAGCAGAUAAAGGAGGAAAAUUUACAAAAUUGGGUAAGAGGAGUACUUGCCCUAAAAUACGUCAAGCUAGGACUGGAGUUACCUGUUGAGAUUGCUGUAAAAAAUCAUCAUGAACAGAUUUUAAAGGCUUUACCAAAUACUGUCUCAAAUAAAUGUUCAGAAUGCAAUAGCGAAAAUCUCUUACCUUCGCAUGAAAAAAAACAAUGUCCAAGAACCUUGAACAAGCGUAAAUGUCUUUGUUCAAGAAAUGCAUACUACAGACGACUAUGUCCAAACAAUAACUUGUGUAGUGAUAUUUAUGAAAAGAUAGUUCACGACCACCGUUACGAGGACCCAGCGUUAAAUAACACAAGCAUGGGCAAGUGGAGCACCGAUCCAUGGAGUAUAGCAGCUUGCUACAUAAGUAAUACAAAUUCCACCUAUACAUCAGGGUCGGAGCAUAAGAAAUCAUCAAAGGACCUGGAAUGUGCAGAACUGCUGUCUUUGUUCGUCAAUAAUAAAAAAUACCUUAAGAACACAAAAUUUGGCGUUUUUGAUACGGCUCGGAGGCACAGAAACGAGUUAAUGCAUAAUGCAAAGUAUGAAAUAUCCCAUGAAAAACUCAGUGAAUAUUUAAAAGACUUCAAAGAUGUUUUGGAGGUCAUAGAUAAUUCGAACGAAACGGUUUUCACACAUGAUGAAGUCAGACAAGCUUUGAAAGCCAUCAGUGAUCUACAAAACUAUCAAAUUGAUAUAAACACAAGAGAGGAAAUAGAAAAUAUGAAGAAGGAUAGUCGAGCCAAAGCCAUGGUGGAAUUUACAGAGAAACUAGAACAUGCUUAUAGUCAGGUAUAA
Molecule: messenger RNA, 2012 nt
Organism: Ruditapes philippinarum (Manila clam)
Lineage: Eukaryota; Metazoa; Mollusca; Bivalvia; Venerida; Veneridae
Product: titin-like
Exons: 8
Coding region: 123-2012 (629 amino acids)
Source: RefSeq, a predicted model, not a curated record